UGUCUCUUUAAGAAGCUUGUCUCGCGUGAAGUGAUGGUGACGUGUCUGUUGUGCUUGUCAGUACACACGGACACUCCCGGCCGGUGUCGACCCAGAUUGAUCGCUGUGCUGGACUGUCUAUUUUAACAAUCAGGUGGACAUUCGGAACACCAUGGGUAUCAAAUUCUUGGAAGUGAUCAAGCCAUUCUGCGCAGUUUUGCCAGAAAUCCAAAAACCUGAAAGAAAGAUCCAAUUCAGGGAGAAGGUUCUAUGGACCGCCAUCACACUCUUUAUCUUCCUGGUUUGCUGCCAAAUCCCUCUCUUUGGCAUCAUGUCAUCAGACUCUGCAGAUCCAUUUUACUGGAUGAGAGUGAUUCUGGCCUCCAAUCGAGGCACAUUGAUGGAGUUGGGCAUCUCCCCUAUUGUCACCUCCGGCCUGAUCAUGCAACUCCUUGCUGGGGCUAAAAUCAUCGAAGUUGGAGACACACCCAAAGACAGAGCCCUUUUUAAUGGAGCGCAGAAACUGUUUGGAAUGAUCAUAACCAUUGGCCAGGCUAUUGUUUACGUGAUGACUGGCAUGUAUGGUGACCCCUCAGAGAUGGGAGCUGGAAUCUGUCUGCUCAUCAUCAUUCAGUUGUUUGUGGCCGGGCUGAUCGUACUGCUGCUGGAUGAGCUGCUCCAAAAAGGCUACGGUCUUGGCUCGGGCAUCUCACUGUUCAUCGCAACCAACAUUUGCGAAACCAUCGUUUGGAAGGCUUUCAGCCCUACCACUGUGAACACCGGCAGAGGCACAGAAUUUGAGGGAGCCAUCAUCGCCCUUUUCCAUCUGCUGGCAACCAGGACGGACAAAGUGCGCGCCCUGAGAGAGGCUUUCUACAGACAGAACCUGCCCAACCUCUUGAACCUCAUUGCCACCGUCUUUGUUUUUGCCGUAGUCAUAUAUUUUCAAGGAUUCAGAGUUGAUCUGCCAAUCAAGUCGGCUCGCUACCGCGGCCAGUACAACACUUACCCCAUCAAGCUCUUCUACACCUCCAACAUUCCCAUCAUCCUGCAAUCAGCGCUGGUCUCCAACUUGUACGUCAUAUCCCAGAUGCUGUCCACACGCUUCAGUGGCAACUUCUUGGUCAAUCUGCUCGGAACGUGGUCUGACGCUUCAAGUGGCGGUCCAGCUCGGGCAUAUCCCGUGGGUGGUCUUUGUUACUACUUCUCCCCGCCUGAGUCAUUUGGAUCAGUUCUAGAGGAUCCAGUGCACGCCCUUAUCUAUAUUGCCUUCAUGCUCGGAUCAUGCGCUUUCUUCUCCAAAACCUGGAUCGAAGUCUCGGGCUCCUCUGCAAAAGAUGUGGCAAAACAGCUGAAAGAGCAGCAGAUGGUGAUGAGGGGACACAGGGAGACUUCCAUGGUUCACGAACUCAACAGGUACAUUCCGACUGCGGCUGCAUUCGGCGGGCUGUGUAUUGGCGGUCUGUCGGUCAUGGCUGACUUCCUCGGCGCUAUCGGCUCAGGCACGGGAAUCCUUUUGGCUGUCACCAUCAUUUAUCAGUACUUUGAGAUUUUUGUCAAAGAGCAGAGUGAAGUAGGCAGUCUAGGAGGAUAUUUCUUUUAGAAAUUCCCACGUUUGAGCAACUCUUAUCAGCGUCUUGCGUAUUUUUGACACCUUUUGUGAAGCACUCCCCUCAUCAGCUUCCCGUCAGUAGGACUUUUUGGAUUCUCACAUCAAAUGAGGUGCCGGACGUGUGAGAUGACAGAAUUUCAUCAAUUAAAGACUGCCUUUGUGA
Syngnathus typhle (broad-nosed pipefish) is the source of this 1754-nucleotide messenger RNA. RefSeq names its product SEC61 translocon subunit alpha 1a (gene sec61a1a). The record is from RefSeq and is a predicted model, not a curated record. Bases 152 to 1582 code for a protein of 476 amino acids. Gene Ontology annotation, biological process: SRP-dependent cotranslational protein targeting to membrane, translocation; post-translational protein targeting to membrane, translocation. Gene Ontology annotation, molecular function: signal sequence receptor activity; ribosome binding; transmembrane protein transporter activity. The transcript is spliced from 12 exons. NCBI's taxonomy places the organism in Eukaryota, Metazoa, Chordata, Actinopteri, Syngnathiformes, Syngnathidae. Gene Ontology annotation, cellular component: membrane; Sec61 translocon complex.